AGUUUCAGCCGCGACAGCAAGAACUGCAGAGCCGGCGACCGCGGCGGCGGCGGCAGAGGCCGGGGCAGCCUGGGCGGGUCGCAGGGUCUCCGCGGGCGCAGGAAGGCGAGCAGAGGUGGGUUCGGGCUCCGUUGGCUAUGCAUACAUCUCCCUUUUUUUUUUUAAUUCUGUAGCGUUAAUGGAAGCCAAUCAGAGGGAGAACCCUCUCCGCCCGGUGGGUGCCGCGCGCCGGAGUUGGGAGGGAUGCUCUCAGCCUGCGAGCCCGGGUCGGGGCGGGCGCGCGGGUCCGGCUGCGCGGGCGGCGCUGCUGCCGCUGCUCAGGACCAACGCCGCUUCCCGGGGAGCCUGGGCGCCGCUCCUCCGCCUCCUGAUAUCCUCUGAGAGCCAAGCAAAGAACAUUAAGGAAGGAAGGAGGAAUGAGGCUGGAUACGGUGCAGUGAAAAAGGCACUUCCAAGAGUGGGGCACUCACUACCCAGAGACUCGACGGUGCCAUCAGCAUGAGAACUUACCGCUACUUCUUGCUGCUCUUUUGGGUGGGCCAGCCCUACCCAACUCUCUCAACUCCACUAUCAAAGAGGACUAGUGGUUUCCCAGCAAAGAAAAGGGCCCUGGAGCUCUCUGGAAACAGCAAAAAUGAGCUGAACCGUUCAAAAAGGAGCUGGAUGUGGAAUCAGUUCUUUCUCCUGGAGGAAUACACAGGAUCCGAUUAUCAGUACGUGGGCAAGUUACAUUCAGACCAGGAUAGAGGAGAUGGAUCACUUAAAUAUAUCCUUUCAGGAGAUGGAGCAGGAGAUCUCUUCAUUAUUAAUGAAAACACAGGCGACAUACAGGCCACCAAGAGGCUAGACAGGGAAGAAAAACCUGUUUACAUCCUUCGAGCUCAAGCUAUAAACAGAAGGACAGGGAGACCCGUGGAGCCCGAGUCUGAAUUCAUCAUCAAGAUCCAUGACAUCAAUGACAAUGAACCAAUAUUCACCAAGGAGGUUUACAGUGCUACUGUCCCUGAAAUGUCUGAUGUCGGAACAUUUGUUGUCCAAGUCACUGCAACGGAUGCAGAUGAUCCAACAUAUGGGAACAGUGCUAAAGUUGUCUACAGUAUUCUACAGGGACAGCCCUAUUUUUCAGUUGAAUCAGAAACAGGUAUUAUCAAGACAGCUUUGCUCAACAUGGAUCGAGAAAACAGGGAGCAGUACCAAGUGGUGAUUCAAGCCAAGGAUAUGGGCGGCCAGAUGGGAGGAUUAUCUGGGACCACCACCGUGAACAUCACACUGACUGAUGUCAACGACAACCCUCCCCGAUUCCCCCAGAGUACAUACCAGUUUAGAACUCCUGAAUCUUCUCCACUGGGUACACCAAUUGGCAGAAUCAAAGCCAGCGAUGCUGAUGUGGGAGAAAAUGCUGAAAUUGAGUACAGCAUCACAGACGGUGAGGGGCUGGAUAUGUUCGAUGUCAUCACUGACCAGGAAACCCAGGAAGGGAUUAUAACUGUCAAAAAGCUCUUGGACUUUGAAAAGAAGAAAGUGUAUACCCUUAAAGUGGAAGCCUCCAAUCCUCAUGUUGAGCAACGAUUUCUCUACUUGGGGCCUUUCAAAGAUUCAGCCACGGUUAGAAUUGUGGUGGAGGAUGUAGAUGAGCCACCUGUCUUCAGCAAACUGGCCUACAUCUUACAAAUAAGAGAAGAUGCUCAGAUAAACACCACAAUAGGCUCCGUCACAGCCCAAGAUCCAGAUGCUGCCAGGAAUCCUGUCAAGUACUCUGUAGAUCGACACACAGAUAUGGACAGAAUAUUCAACAUUGAUUCUGGAAAUGGUUCAAUUUUUACAUCGAAACUUCUUGACCGAGAAACACUGCUAUGGCACAACAUUACAGUGAUAGCAACAGAGAUCAAUAAUCCAAAGCAAAGUAGUCGAGUACCUCUAUAUAUUAAAGUUCUAGAUGUCAAUGACAACGCCCCAGAAUUUGCUGAGUUCUAUGAAACUUUUGUCUGUGAAAAAGCAAAGGCAGAUCAGUUGAUUCAGACCCUGCAUGCUGUUGACAAGGACGACCCUUAUAGUGGGCACCAAUUUUCAUUUUCCUUGGCCCCUGAAGCAGCCAGUGGCUCAAACUUUACCAUUCAAGACAACAAAGACAACACGGCGGGAAUCUUAACUCGGAAAAAUGGCUAUAAUAGACACGAGAUGAGCACCUAUCUCUUACCUGUGGUCAUUUCAGACAACGACUACCCAGUUCAAAGCAGCACUGGGACAGUGACUGUCCGGGUCUGUGCAUGUGACCACCACGGGAACAUGCAAUCCUGCCAUGCGGAGGCGCUCAUCCACCCCACGGGACUGAGCACGGGGGCUCUGGUUGCCAUCCUUCUGUGCAUCGUGAUCCUACUAGUGACAGUGGUGCUGUUUGCAGCUCUGAGGCGGCAGCGAAAAAAAGAGCCUUUGAUCAUUUCCAAAGAGGACAUCAGAGAUAACAUUGUCAGUUACAACGACGAAGGUGGUGGAGAGGAGGACACCCAGGCUUUUGAUAUCGGCACCCUGAGGAAUCCUGAAGCCAUAGAGGACAACAAAUUACGAAGGGACAUUGUGCCCGAAACCCUUUUCCUACCCCGACGGACUCCAACAGCUCGCGACAACACCGAUGUCAGAGAUUUCAUUAACCAAAGGUUAAAGGAAAAUGACACGGACCCCACUGCCCCGCCAUACGACUCCUUGGCCACUUACGCCUAUGAAGGCACUGGCUCCGUGGCGGAUUCCCUGAGCUCGCUGGAGUCAGUGACCACGGAUGGAGAUCAAGACUAUGAUUACCUUAGUGACUGGGGACCUCGAUUCAAAAAGCUUGCAGAUAUGUAUGGAGGAGUGGACAGUGACAAAGACUCCUAAUCUGUUGCCUUUUUCAUUUUCCAGUACGACACUGAAAUAUGUGAAGUGGCUAUUUCUUUAUAUUUAUCCACUACUCCGUGAAGGGUUCUCUGUUCUAUCCGUUCCAAAAGCCAAUGGCUGCAGUCCGUGUGGAUCCAAUGUUAGAGACUUUUUUCUAGUACACUUUUAUGAGCUUCCAAGGGGCAAAUUUUUAUUUUUUAGUGCAUCCAGUUAACCAAGUCAGCCCAACAGGCAGGUGCCGAAGGGGAGGACAGGGAACAUUUCCACUUGUUCUCAGGACAACGUGCCCACUUUGGCUGUCCUGGUGUUUUACUACACUCCAUGUCAGGUCAGCCAACUGCCCUAACUGUACAUUUCACAGGCUAAUGGGAUAAGGGACUGUGCUUUAAAGAUAAAAAUAUCAUCAUAGUAAAAGAAAUGAGGGCAUAUCGGCUCACAAGGAGAUAAACUACAUAGGGGUGUUUAUUUGUGUCACAAAGAAUUUAAAAUAACACUUGCCCAUGCUAUUUGUUCUUCAAGAACUUUCUCUGGCAUCAGCUACUAUUCAAAACCUCAAAUCCACCCAUAUGUUAAAAUUCUCAUUACUCUUAAGGAAUAGAAGCAAAUUAAACAGUAACAUCCAAAAACAACCAUAAACCUAGUACGACUUCAUUCCUUCCACUAACUCAUAGUUUGUUAUAUCCUAGAUUAGACAUGCAAAAGUUUGCCUUUGUACCAUAUAAAGGGGGAGGGAAAUAGCUAAUAAUGUUAACAAAGGAAAUAUAUUUUAGCAUACAUUAAAAGUUUUGGCCACCACAUGUAUCACGGGUCACUUAUCAGUAGGCUAACGUCAAAACUGUUUAAAAAUUCUUGAAUUUUCCUGAGACAAAUUUUAACUUCUUGUCUAUAGUUGUCAGUAUUAUUCUACUAUACUGUACAUGAAAGUAGCAGUGUGAAGUACAAUAAUUCAUAUUCUUCAUAUUCUUCUUACACAACUAAGUUGAAUUAGCAAAGUUAGAUUAAAUAAAACUUAAAUCUCACUCUGGGAGUUCAGUGGAGAGGUUAGAGCCAGCCACACUUGAACCUAAUACCCUGCCCUUGACAUCUGGAAACCUCUACAUAUUUAUAUAACGUGAUACAUUUGGAUAAACAACAUUGAGAUUAUGAUGAAAACCUAUAUAUUCCAUGUUUGGAAGACCCUUGCAAGGGGAAAAUUGGAUUCCCUUAAACAAAAGUGUUUAAGAUUGUAAUUAAAAUGAUAGUUGACUUUCA
This is a messenger RNA of Pongo pygmaeus (Bornean orangutan), 4122 nucleotides long. It is a transcript of the gene CDH6, whose product is annotated as cadherin 6. Gene Ontology annotation, molecular function: beta-catenin binding; calcium ion binding; cadherin binding. Lineage: Eukaryota; Metazoa; Chordata; Mammalia; Primates; Hominidae. Gene Ontology annotation, biological process: synaptic membrane adhesion; cell migration; cell-cell junction assembly. The record is from RefSeq and is a predicted model, not a curated record. Bases 499 to 2871 code for a protein of 790 amino acids. The transcript is spliced from 12 exons. Gene Ontology annotation, cellular component: plasma membrane; adherens junction; catenin complex.